Messenger RNA from Cuculus canorus (common cuckoo), 7813 nucleotides. It is a transcript of the gene SAXO6, whose product is annotated as Mdm1 nuclear protein. Bases 75 to 2285 code for a protein of 736 amino acids. Lineage: Eukaryota; Metazoa; Chordata; Aves; Cuculiformes; Cuculidae. Gene Ontology annotation, biological process: negative regulation of centriole replication. The record is from RefSeq and is a predicted model, not a curated record. Gene Ontology annotation, molecular function: microtubule binding. The transcript is spliced from 15 exons.
CGGGCGCUCCGCCCCGCGCAGGCGCCCGGGGCGCUCUAACGCGCUGCGGCCGUGCUGGCGGCGCGCGUCCCGCCAUGCCCGCGCGCUGCAGGGGACUGAGUGAGUACAAGAGAAACUUCAAAUGGAAAACUCCAGAGUUUUGUAGCCCAUCACAACAGCAGAAAUCCUUGUGGGCAGGACUUCGGUCGGAUCAGUUUGGAAUCACACGAGAACCAAACUUCAUUUCCAAGAGAAGGGUACCUUACUAUGAUCCACAGAUUUCAAAGUCCUUUGAAUGGACAGCAGAUUGUGAUUUGAAUGACCCACAUGAAACCGAAGCUCUUAGGACUGAAGAGUUGCACACGGACCACAACAACAAUGAUGUGAAUCGGGAAAAUAUUGAAGCACCAGAAGGACCCAGACCCCCCCCAAAAGUUCAGUCACAUUCGGUAGAUUCUAGAGGUGAAACGGCUCUUGUCCUUGCAGAAAACAACAUGAAAAGAUCACCCUCUGCAGCUCCACCAAAUCAAAAGGAAGCAUUUUUGUCUCCAAAAAAAGAAUUAGAAAAAAUGGGUAAUGGGCUUCACAGAGUCUUUCAGAGGAAAGCAGGCAUGAAUAUUUCACAUUUAAAUACUUUCCCCAGAAAUUCUGAAUAUCAAAGCCAAUUUGUUUGGAAGAGUCCUCAUGAAAAGUCACCAAUACUUGCAGCUGAACAGGCUUACACAAGUAAAUCCAUACCUCCAUUUAAAACUCCUGCAAUUACUUCUGAAACUGCAUAUGAGAGAAAUUUCAGAGAGUCCUCUCCUGUUAAGGAUCCACAAGAGAGAGGUGGUUCAGAAGAGAAAGAAGUUCCAGCUCAUGAACAAAGUAAGAGGGAAGAGCCGUUUCAAAAGCCAGCAGAAGAUGCAGCAAAACAAGGGAAAUCAGAACAGAAACAUCCUAAACAAAAAAAUAAGCAACAUAUCAGUCCAAAACCCCUCUCUUUACAUACAAGUCGUGGGAAAAUGAACACUGAAUAUAGGUCAAAAUUUUUGUCUCCAGCACAGUAUUUCUACAAGGAUGGAGUUUGGUCUCGUAGUAGGAGUAAAGUUCCCAACCAGGCAUCUCAAAACACCCUAAAUUCCAUGUGGUAUAUGGAGGUGAGAGAACUUAGAGAAAGAGCAAAGGCUUACAGACAACGAGUGGAGGGAACACACUUCUCCCGGUAUCAUCUCAAUCAGAUCCUGUCCGAUAAUAAUAGUCUUUGGGAUGUGUCUUCAACUUCCAGUUCAGAAGAAGGCAUCAGCAACAACAUCAGAGCACUAGAUCUUGCUGGAGUUUCUGAAAAAGAGACUACACCAAGCCCCAAAAUGCUGCAGCAACCCGACUCCGGAGAACAGCCACACCAGGACAGCACUGAGAAGAAAGAAAUGUCAGAUGCUUUAACUGUUCCAGUCAAAAGGCGUUUAGUUUGGGGUGAACAUGAAGGUACUGAAGAAAGGAAGAAUCGGCAAUCAACAGAGGAGGAAUUAAAACAGGAUGAACAGGCUGCAGUUGUGGCUCAGCAGUUAGAAGGAAACAAUACAGAUGCCAAUGAAGAUAAGAAAAUUGAAGGUGAGAAUGCCCUGGUAUUGAAUUCUGCAGCUGAGUCACAUUCUUCUUCUGUAUCCUCGAGGGCAGGCGGAAGGCUUCCUACUCCAGAGCUGAGAGCACUUGGUGGAGCUCAGAGGACUCAUCAUGAUCUCACUACCCCGGCUGUUGGAGGUGCGGUUCUGGUGUCUCCUCCUAAAUCCAAGUCUUCAUCUUCACAGAGGAGAAUGCGCGGUUUAGGAACAGACAUUUCUUCAGCUAAGCCAGAUGCAAGAGGAGCUUCAAAAAGAAGGUCAUUCCGGCCUGAUGUGGCAGUGGAAGCUGUUUCACUCCUUACCUCUCCACCUGCUGGACUGGGAACUUCAGAUCCUCUGCCACUUAGGCAGGAUCAGCAGCAUCCUGACAGUGCUUCUGGUCAGCAAGCUCCUCUUGCUUCAGCCCAUCGAGAACAUUCCUCUGUACCUCCUCUGCUGAAGUCAGCCAAAAGCUGCUCUAUGCCUUACUGGAGUUCCUCUCGUCGUAUACAAGGGACUCUCAAGGAUCCAGAAUUCCAGCAUAAUGGGAAUGUUGGCAAUCCAAAAAUGAGAUCUUUCCAGUUACCCCUUCAAGAAAGAAACUAUAAUGAUGAAGAUGACAGGCUGUCUCAGAUUUCAGCCCGCUCAGCAGCAUCCAGCUCACUUGCGUCUCAGAUACUGGAACGAGCUCAGAAGAGGAAGGAUUUCUGGGGCAAGACAUAAUCUCUCCCAUCUGUUGCAUAGAACCUGUUCUGUAAAAUGGUUUAUUUUUUGUAGAUUGUAGUGAUUGUAGAUAUCAUGCAGCAUUAUUUCACUUUUCACUAAUGUGGCCCAAAUUUUCGCACUUGACAUGCCAAUUUAAAAUUACAAUAUUUAAACGAGUGUUGAAAACGUAGGUCGUUUAUAUUUGAGAGUUGUGUCUUGAUUCACUAUGUCACAACAACUUUUUUUUUUCACAGUGGCACCUUUGAAACAGAUGAUUUUUAAUUGAGACGUUUUUUAUGCAACCUGUGUGUUACUUUCAAGGUAUUCUCCUGUAGUCACGCAGUGUGACCUCGGACAGUGUUCAGGGGCGACGCCAUCAUUCACCAGCCACCUCAGUUGCUUAAUUUUCACCAGCUAUCUUAAAGGCAACUGCCGUAUAUUUAUGUUACUGUGUGAAAUGUCAGAACAACACAGUGCUGUAAUAAAAAACUUUUUACUAGUUACUGCUUUUAACCUGUUACCAAAAAAUUGUUGUUAUUUCUUAACGAAGCUAACGUGGAACAUGCAGGACUUUGAGAAAAGCACAUUAAGCUUUAGGGUUUGUUCAUUGCCCGCAGUUUUUUAGCAAGGACUACUGUUAAGAGUUUAAUGUGUACAGUACUGCAGUUUGUCAGAUGUACUGAUGUGAACAUUUGUCUUUUUGUGGGCUAGACCUGUGUUUAGUGUUCAUUUCAGCCUCUCUAGAAAGAGCAACCUCAGCCACCUUAAAUGGUGGCCUUCCCAGCCCCAUGUCAAACUCAGGUAUUUGGGAGUAAUUGAUCUGUUACAUUCAGAAGAAUGUUUUUUUCUUGACUUAGACAUUUUAAUUACCUAUCCUUCUAGUUGCCUAUUUCUGAGAGACAGGAAUACUGUUAAUGAUUGUCACGGCAAAAAAUGUUUGUGAUUUAUGCUGACAGCUGUUUUUAUCUUUCUAAGCAAUGCAAACGAGUUGAUAUCAAGUAGAGGAAAUAGGUGGCUAGCAGCCAGUUUGUUUCUGCUUGCUUGGCUUCAAGUUUUAAUAUUAUUUCAUUUGGAAAUUUUAUAUGUAGAUAAUUUGAAUUUUAUACACAUUUGCUUACAUUUUGAUUUUGUACACAAUUAUGUACACAUAUUACUGAAAAUAAAGAAAUGGUUGACUGAUUUGUUUCUGUUCAAGUUAUGCCAGAUAAAUUGGUAGAGCCUAUUACAUUGACACUUACUGUGUAGUUUUCUGUUUCACCUGUUCAGCUGGAACAUUCGUGGACUGUUUAAAGAAAAGAAGUUAGCUCAGAACUGGUCUUCAGAAAAUAAGUUACUACAGCUUGAUAACGUUGAUACUUGGAAUCGUGAUUUUCUACAGAUAUUUGGUAUUGUGACCCAGAGCAGAUGAGUGCUACACAGGCUGGAAGGCUGCAAUGCCCAAAUGGCCAGUUCCCAACAGAUGAGCUGUUUAAUUAAAGAGUGACUGUUAUCCAGCAUUGAUCACAUUAAAAAACAGUGUCCUCUUCUUCCAGAAAUUGGGCAUUGCAGUAGUUUCCUACCAGUGAAGUUCUUUGAAGCAAAUUAAGGUGUUUUAUGUUGUCUCAAGGACUUCUGAGAUUAUUCUGUGUCAUGCAUGUAAUAUGUUAAUUAUAAUUGGUCGGAAAUUUUCUAUUGAAAGGGAAACUUUGUGUGCAACAACCUUUAUGAAAAAAGCCCAUUUUCCUCUGAAAUGAUUGUUUUACAGUGUAAAACUUACUGGCCAAAACCAGAAGUAUUUUUGGUAAGAAGGAAAAGUUGUUGCUGUUUAUUCUGGAGUGUCGUCUGUAUUCUUCAUAUAGUUCAACCUGUUCUUAUGGCCUGAGAGCUCUCAUCCACUACUUCUCCUCUGUGCUACUUGUAAUCUGAGGUUUGUCAACUGUGCCUUCUUCGUAAAUAUUUAAUUUUGGGCUUUUUUCUAGGUUUACCUGGGAUUUCUGGGUGUCCCACAGUUCUCUCAGAGCUUUUGUGCAGGCCCGAUUUUGAACCCUACAGGUCACAAAUAUUAUAUAACAGCAUAUGUGCCGAUUUUGCUUACAUUAUUGCACUAUGGGUCUGGUGCAUCUGGGUAGCUCUGAGUUUGUUACGUGUGUGCUGCAUAGGACGUGUGUUUUGUAUUUCUGCCAGGGAGACAACCGGCAUGGUAAAGGAGGGAGACAUUUUUGUUGCAUGAAGGUACAAACCCAAUUUAGACAUGAGAAUGGAAGCCCCUGGUGUCCCACAUAUCAUCAUGGCAUUGUUUGAACAAAUAAUGUCAUCUAAGCAAAGUUUAGCUUUUGACUGAAAUAUUCUACUUGAGUUUACUUAUGGACAGAAGUAUUUGAAGGAAAGGUAGGCCAAAUACAUUUUUUGAAUAAUGCUAGUGCAAAGCUUCCGAAGGAUGCCCUUUUGUAGUUUGUAAGGCAGAUAUAAAAUCCUUUGUGCCUGCUUUCUGUUCUUGUUUUUUAUCUGGUUCAAGAGGGGGUUUGUUUUCUUUUUCUGAAUGUUCCAGACCAACCUUCAGACGUGUUUCCUGUUGUAUUUUCCAGCAAGCUGAACAUUGAAAAAAGGUUCAAAAGUGCACCCUUUAUUAAUAAUCACAAAUGCGUGCUGUACAGUGAAUAUUUAUUGUUUUCUGUCAAGGAAAUGGGAGAAGCCUUGAAGAGGAGAGACAAAGUAGAUAAACAAGGAGGAAGGCAAUUACCAGUAGUAGCAAUACCUGAGGAAUAAACAGCUUUGGGAGCUUGUUGACUUAAGAUCAAAUAUACAAAACCAGCACAUAAAUAAUGCACGUGGUCAGUAAGUGCUGAAUUGAAUGUCUUCAGCUCCUGUUCCCAAGCUGGGUAUACCUCCUGGGUAAAUCUCGUUGCUGGGGAUUCACAGCUUUCAACCACCUGUAGACCAGCUCUUCAUCACUGACCACUGCCAGCAGAUGAAGGCCUUCCUUUACCCAGUAUUCCUGCCAAUACAGUGUCCCCUCAACCAGCCCAUGAAGAGGAGACUCGAUUCUAGUCUGUUGCUUCCAAAAGCCUUCACAUCUUGCCAGAUAAUAAGCCUGUUUCCUGUCUGUGGCAAGGGCGAGCUCUCGGUUUCUUCUACUAAAUCUUUUUUGUAUUGUUGCUGGCCUAGGGCUUGGAACGAAGGUCUCCCUGUUCUUGAAGCUUUGCUUACUCUAACAUCUUCCUCUGUCUGUCCAAGUCAUUGAAGUGGAAUGACUUGAGCAGGUGGAAACACCUUUCUCACCAUUUAGGCAGUUCCUCCAGGGAGGUUUGGAUGCCCCUGGGCAUGGGGAGAUUUCUGAGGAUUUAACUAAAUGUUUAUGAUUAGCAGCUAGGUAGUAUUUAGGAAUACAUCGUUUUAUCUUUGCAUCUCUUUAUGACUCUGGGCUUUCAUUUCUUUUCAGAGUCUCAAUUUCCAGUGCUUUUUAUGAUGCAUCAGCCUUCUCUCCUUAAAAUGCUGAAAUUCCCCCUUAUAUAAUGGAUUGAAGUUUGGGAAGAAUCACUUGGAGGCUUUCAGCUAUGCAAGGAAGUUUGGGUGGAAAUCUGGUAUUGUGGAUAAUCCCAUCCAGUGUAAAAAAAAAAAAAAAUCCUGCUAAAAUGUGCUAGUUUUGCAGUAAUAUUUUGUUGUUUCUUUCAAGUUUUAAUGCCUUACUGAGGUGAGUUCUGAAAUAUGAUGUGACAUAUGUAAAUGUCAUUAACCUUACAAAUGCAAGUCGUAAAGUUUCUUUAGCCAUCAGAGCUGGAUUGCAUUUAAUGCAGGGGUAAGCAACAAGACAUGUUUGGGUCCAUAAAUUCGGUUUAAAUCCCCAGGCAAGGCUGCCCAGUGCUCUUCCAGUGAUACUUAAGUCACUAUGAGUAUGUUGUUUAUAGGGAUUUUUCAGCCUUUUUUGAUUAAUAGAUCCAUUUCUCUGCUGCUCAUAUGGAUACCUAUGUAAUGAGUAGCAAUCUCUUAAAAACAGGUUUGCCUAUGCCUUGCAGGUAGCCUGAGUUCCCCCUGGACAUAAGGGACACAGUCUGAAACCCAGUGUAUGUUGCAGGAUGGUGAAAGGAAGUGAAGUUACUUACCAGCCACUAGCUUUCUCCUUCACUCACAAAUUCUUCGAGUCCUGGUACUAAGAUGUUUUCCUUAUCUGACUCUUGGUGUCGUCGCUUUCUGGUAGAUAGCAGUGGAGGAAAAAGGGAUUUCCAAAUACUAUCCAUUCUCGACGAGUGUGGUACUUGAAGGUGGGGCGGGAAGCACAGCUGCUUUGAACAAUUUAGUGUAUAGCUUAUUUGCAUAAUGCCAUAUUGCUUCAUUACAUCUGCCUGGUCCUGCAAGGCUGAGCUGGCACUUGAUGUUCUUGUAUCGGAACAGUUCUUACUGUCUAGUAAAAUUUGUCAGCAGAGCCCCAUGACCACCUGAUGCAAGUGGAAUUUUUGCUGUGCUGUUGUUGAUCGAUUCUUAGCAUAGCCUGACGCAGAAUCGUUCCAUUACCCAGAGACAGACAAAUGUGUGACAAGAAGAACAAGCUGAAUGGUAAUUUUCAUGUGAAGCGACCUAAAUUAAUGUCCUGAUUCCUGCAGUUAUUCAAACCUUUGCGGACAAGAGGCUGGGGAAGAGAAGGGAGCAUGGCGAGGCAGCGGUUACAUCUGGGGCAGUUGGUUCUUUGGCUUUACACUGAAACCCAGUGAGAAAGUGUUAAUCAUUAACAGUGAUCACACUGAAAGCAAAACCGGGAGAGCAGCUAGUGGAUGGUAGCUAACCAGAGAACUCCAUUUUCACAAAAAUUCCAAGUUAUGUUUUGCUUUUUAAUGAGUUUAAUAUUGUUUUGAAGAAGGACAUCAGGGGUUCCAUCUUAAAAAUGUGAAUGAACUUCCUAAGUAUUUUGGUGUUUACUGCAGUUCAUCUGUGCUGGAUGUGAGCUGACUUUUCGAGGUUUCUGUUUUGCAGGCUGUGCUCUAGAGAAGCUCCUGGAGCAACCAUACCCUGCCUAGCAGACCUGAAUUCAGCAUGCCAAACGUGCUGCACAUAGAAAGAUUCCUGAGAAACACCAAAGGAUGGCACUCUGUGGUCCUGCAGCGUCUUGUUAGGGUUGAGGACUGAGAAUAGCAGAAGGUUCACCUGGACACCGACAGUCCUUUGGGAAGGCAAGCAAAGCCUGAUAGCGCUUAAAGCUUACAUACCUUUUGUUGGAUUGGUUUUUUUCUAUUCAUGGGUCUGGAUUAAAAGUAUAGCGGAAAAGCAGUUAUUUGCUGGUAGGAGUUUACUCUUGGCAGGGGGGCUUUGGUGGUACAGUCAUGGCAAAAAAUCCUCUGUAGUGCAGACAGAGAAAAAGACAACUGAAGCUUCUUACUUUCUUCAGAGGUCUUGAUAAAGUCUUCUGGUAAAGCACAUCACCUUUGCAGAUGUCACUGAUUUACAUUUAUACCAGCUUGCCUUUCCUGAGGUCACUAAGGCAGUGGCCUGUGCAGGUUUCAAGUAGGCCUGAAAGAUUUUGCUUUUAGCUGUGUUUAUAUCCGAUAUACCCACACGUUUCUGUCUCUGCAUAUGUG